Molecule: messenger RNA, 1595 nt
Organism: Ricinus communis (castor bean)
Lineage: Eukaryota; Viridiplantae; Streptophyta; Magnoliopsida; Malpighiales; Euphorbiaceae
Exons: 4
Coding region: 204-1445 (413 amino acids)
Biological process (GO): double-strand break repair via homologous recombination
Cellular component (GO): Slx1-Slx4 complex
Molecular function (GO): crossover junction DNA endonuclease activity; 5'-flap endonuclease activity
Source: RefSeq, a predicted model, not a curated record
CAAAUGAGGAAAUUGCUAGUUUCAAAUUAAACAAGUCCCUUCUUUUAUUCGUAAUUAAAAUAAAAGCUCGGAAAAUAGAAAAAUAAAUUUAGAUCGAAAGCAUUUAAAUAUUGUUUCCAAAUUCCAAUAAAGCCACUUUACAACGGUCGAAUUGCAUCCAACUAGUCCCCACACAAAGAGAGAAAGAGAGAGAGAGAGAGAUAAUGAGGAAGAGAACGGCGAAGGGAGGCGGAGCCGAAAGGCAAAGUUCAGCACAAGAAGAUGAAGAAGAAGGAAAAGGGUUUUAUGCUUGUUAUCUCUUGACUUCUCUCUGUCCCCGGUUCAAAGGCCACACCUAUAUAGGAUUUACAGUGAAUCCACGGCGUAGAAUCAGGCAGCACAAUGGUGAAAUAAGAAGUGGAGCUUUUAGAACCAAGAAAAGACGGCCUUGGGAAAUGGUCUUUUGCAUUUAUGGUUUCCCUACUAAUGUAUCUGCUCUUCAGUUUGAAUGGGCAUGGCAGCAUCCUAUGGAAUCACUGGCUGUCAGGCAAGCAGCUGCAACUUUUAAAUCUUUCUCAGGAGUAGCCAAUAAAAUCAAACUUGCUUACACAAUGCUUAACCUUUCAGCUUGGCAGAGCUUGAACAUUACUGUGAACUAUUUCUCAACAAAAUACUCGAUACUUUCCGCUGCUUGCCCAAGCUUGCCAGAGCACAUGAAGAUCCAGGUUUGCCCUGUUGUCGAGCUUCCCUGUUAUAAAGAAACAGGUGAGAGUUCGCUUGAAUGCCAAGAUGCUGAAGAUGGUUUUGACGACAAAGAAAAUUAUGAGAACACUACUAGUGAAAGUGGAGCUGUAAAAGGGAAGACCGUGGAAUUCCAAUCUCAAUCCUUGGAUAAGUUUCCAGACUUUAAUAGAGGGGAGGAGAUUGCAUUUGAAGGUCAAGACAGCAAUAGUAACAAAGAUGAAGAAUACAAUGAAGUUAGUCAGAAAAAUGGAACUCUAGACCAAAUACGUACAGAUGCAUUUGGACAAAUUUCUUCAGAUAAUUCACACACCGAUGAUUGGACUUGUGAAAAAUUUGGAUCGUGUGAAGACUACAGCACCAGACAUCCAAGUUUGAAGAAUACUUCUGCAGAUUAUCCGCCUGCUCCAAAAGUAGAUUGUGCUCGACCAUUUGGUUUUCCCACUUCGAAUUCGCUAGUGAGAACAGCAUCUUCCCUUUGCACUGGCUUUCCCAUUAGUGAGACCAGUAAUGGUGAUGAGCUGAUGUUGAUAAAUAACAGCGUUUCAGAUUUGGGUUCAAGAAAUGGGAAAAUAUUAACAGGGAAAGAUGAUAAAGACAAACCAAUUCCACAAGAAAUAGAAGUUAUAGAUUUGUUAUCUCCAUCUCCAGAAUGCAGAAUUAUGUCAAGCAGAAAAAAGAGAAGAUUUUUAACUGUUUGUCCUCAGAUCAUUGACUUGACCUAGCCUCCUCUGUUUGUUCAAUUAUUGAAUAAGAUCAUUAGAUACAAAUAAGAUCAUUGACUUGAUAUGAUCUAUGUAGUUUGUUAAUUAAUGAGUGUUGGAUACACAAGGAACAAAUAAUGUGAAAAGUAAAUGAAAUGAUUUGUUCUUAUC